CAGGAGGUGCCGUGUGGGCUAAUGGGGGCUGGGGCUGGGGCGUUGAUCAGGGCUGGGAGAGGCCUGCCCCCACGGCAGUGGUGGGCCGGGGGCAGACUCCUCUUCUGUGGGGCCAAGCCCCCCACCUCCGCCCCUCACUCUGCUCUCUGCCCACAGGAGUGGCUGAGCAGGUUCGGCUACCUGCCCCCGGCGGACCCCACAACAGGACAGCUGCAGACACAGGAGGAGCUGUCCAAGGCCGUCGCUGCCAUGCAGCAGUUCGGAGGCCUGGAGGCCACUGGCGUCCUGGAUGAGGCCACCCUGGCCCUGAUGAAGACCCCUCGCUGUUCCCUCCCGGACCUCCCGGCCGCGGCCGUGUCUCGAAGGAGGCGCCAGGCUCCGGCCCCGACCCGGUGGAACAAGAGGAACCUGUCGUGGAGGGUCCGCACCUUCCCUCGGGACUCGCCCCUGGGCCGCGACACGGUGCGCGCGCUCAUGCACUACGCCCUCAAAGUCUGGAGUGACAUCGCACCCCUGGACUUCCACGAGGUGGCCGGCAGCGCCGCCGACAUCCAGAUCGACUUCUCCACGGCCGACCACAACGACCGCUACCCCUUUGACGGCCCUGGCGGCACCGUGGCCCACGCCUUCUUCCCGGGCGAACACCACACCGCAGGGGACGCCCACUUCGACGACGACGAGGCAUGGACCUUCCGCUCCGCAGAUGCCCAUGGCAUGGACCUGUUCGCGGUGGCCGUCCACGAGUUUGGCCAUGCCAUCGGGCUGAGCCACGUGGCGGCCACAAGCUCCAUCAUGCAGCCCUACUACCAGGGCCCGGUCGGCGACCCGCUGCGCUACAGGCUCCCCUACGAGGACAGGGUGCGCGUCUGGCAGUUGUAUGGCGUGCGGGAGUCCGUGUCCCCCACGGCACAGCCGGAUACCCCGGAGCCUGAGGAGCCUCCCCUCCUGCCAGAGCCCCCCGACAAUCGGUCCAGCACCCCGCCCAGGGAGGACGUGCCCCACAGGUGCAGCACUCGCUUUGACGCAGUGGCCCAGAUCCGAGGCGAGGCCUUCUUCUUCAAAGGCAGGUACUUCUGGCGGCUGACCCGGGACCGGCACCUGGUGUCCCUGCAGCCGGCGCAGAUGCACCGCUUCUGGCGAGGCCUGCCGCUGCGUCUGGACAGCGUGGAUGCCGUCUAUGAGCGGACCAGGGACCACAAGAUCGUCUUCUUCAAAGGAGACAGAUACUGGGUGUUUAAGGACAAUAACGUAGAGGAAGGAUACCCGCGGCCCGUCUCCGACUUUGGCCUCCCGCCGGGCGGCAUCGAUGCCGCCUUCUCCUGGGCCCACAAUGACAAGACUUAUUUCUUUAAGGACCAGCUGUACUGGCGCUAUGAUGAGCACAUGCGGCGCAUGGACCCCGGCCACCCCGCCCAGAGCCCCCCGUGGAGGGGCGUCCCCAGCACGCUCGACGACGCCAUGCGCUGGUCAGACGGCGCCGCGUACUUCUUCCGCGGCAAGGAGUACUGGAGGGUGCUGGACAGCGAGCUGGAGGUGGCGCCCGGGUACCCAAGGUCCACCGCCCAGGACUGGCUGGUCUGCAGAGAGCCGCAGGCUGACGCCGAGGGCGCGGGCGCGGAUGGGGAGGCGGGGACCCACGCCCGGCCGGGACAGCACGACCGGAGCCGCCAGAACGGCUACGAGGUCUGCUCCUGCACCUCCCUUGCCUCCCCUGCCCCCGGGGCCUCCGGCCCACUGCUGGCCGUCAUGCUGCUGCUGUCGCCCCGUCUGCUGUGGACAGUGGCUCAGGCCCUGGCGCUAUGA
This is a messenger RNA of Ceratotherium simum simum (southern white rhinoceros), 1803 nucleotides long. NCBI's taxonomy places the organism in Eukaryota, Metazoa, Chordata, Mammalia, Perissodactyla, Rhinocerotidae. The record is from RefSeq and is a predicted model, not a curated record.